GGCGCGCGCUGCGCGGCACCCACUUGCAGUCGAACAGGGUGUACUGCAGCGGCUGCUGCGCGUGCGCCACCACCUGCGGCCGCUCCAGCGCCGACGACAUCCCGCGGCCCCGGCCCCGGCCCCGGCCCCUCCGCCACAGCCGCCGCCAACCGCCGCGCCGGCACUACCGCCGCGCCAGCACCACCGCCGCCGCCGGAAGCGGCAGGGGAGGAGCGCAGGCCCCCUUCCGGCGGCGGGAGGGCACGUGUGUGCGCGCUGGGGCCGGGGACAUGGAGCGCGCGGCCGAAGCGGCGGCGGCCGGAGCCGGGGCCGGGGCUGGGGCUGGGGGCGAGGCCGGGGGCGGCUUCAGCACCGUCUCGUCCCGGCGCAGCCGGAGGAAGCGGCGGGCGGCCGCGGGCGGGGACGAGGCGCCGGCGGAGCCCGCCAUGGACACGGCGGAGCCCGCCACGGACACGGCGGAGCCGCGGCCCAGCAAGAGGCCGGCCUUCCCGCCCGUGGCCGCCGAGGCGCUGGGGGUUGCCAAAGGGGAGAUGCGGAAGGUGCCCGUGCCGGCCAACAGGUACACGCCGCUGAAGGAGAACUGGAUGAAGAUAUUCACGCCCGUCGUGGAGCACCUGCAGCUGCAGAUCAGGUUCAACUUGAAAACGAGGAACGUCGAGAUCAAGACUUGUCAAGAGACAAAGGAUCUCGGGGCUCUAACAAAAGCUGCUGAUUUUGUGAAAGCCUUUAUACUGGGGUUCCAAGUAGAGGAUGCUCUUGCUCUCAUCAGACUUGAUGAUUUAUUUCUGGAGUCAUUUGAAGUUACAGAUGUCAAACCUCUGAAGGGUGAUCACCUGUCAAGAGCAAUCGGGAGAAUAGCAGGGAAAGGUGGAAAAACAAAGUUCACGAUAGAAAACGUCACCAGGACGCGAAUCGUUCUUGCUGAUGCGAAAAUUCAUAUUUUGGGGUCUUUUCAGAACAUUAAAAUGGCACGAACAGCAAUUUGCAAUCUAAUUUUAGGAAGUCCCCCAUCCAAAGUUUAUGGCAAUAUUCGGGCAGUGGCCAGCAGAGCAGCCGAAAGAUUCUGAGCUGCAGCGUGGCUGCACCCCCCAGCCCUGGGGGCUGGACUUGCAGUACACAGGAUGGGCCUGGAGCUACCGGAGCACGUGGUCUGCUGCUUGAUUUGGAAGCCCAGAACAACACCUGGACUGUUGGUGCAGUCAAGUCUGAAAUGGGACAGCAUCACUGCCGUGGACACACUUCCUAUUUCUGAGUAGUCAUUACAAGCUACUUCACACUGGUUAUGUCUGUAUCAGAAGUAGGGGGUAUCUGAUUUUACUUAAACUUAUCCUCAAACAAAACCCAUGGCUUCAUGACUGACUUUCUCACCAUUAAAGUAUGAGAGACUGCUGCAGGGACUUGAGAAAGCAUUUGUGUUUGAGCCCAGAGGAGUCGGCAUAGUUAGGUGUUCAUAACCACACACAACAGUUCACUAUCUGCCUGCAAAAAGGAAGAGCAAUGACACUGCAAAGUUCAAGGUCAGGCUGCCCAAGCAGUUUCUGCUGCUACUGCUGGAACAACAGAUGACACAAAUGUAAGAAACAGAGGUAAAUAGUGUAUUUUUAACUUAGUCCUGGAACCUCCACUUCUAUAGAUUUUAUUAUCUCUUAGUGCUCCAUCAGGGCAGCCUCAUGAAGCCAAAAGGCUCCAGCUGAAAUACUCCCCUGUGUACCAGAGUACAAGCACGUGUGAAGCGUUGCCUCCCAUUCUUACACAAGGGGGAGGGAUGACAGAGCCCAGCUACAGUCCCAGUGUGGGCCUUUGCUCCUACCCUUCAACAUGUCACCAAGUCUCUUGCAAAAUAGUUUAGGUUUGUAAACAAAAAUGUAACUGAGACUAUAAAAACACUGCUGAAUUAAACAUUUCUCUCAGUGUCAGUUUCCAGUGCAACACUUGGGCAUAUGGGAUAAUUAUCAAAUUCAUUCAUGCCUUCCAUGGGGGAGAUUGAAGCCCUGUGCUGGGUUGCCCAGAUGCACAGCUCUCUGCAGAGGGAGCUAGAGGGGAGAGCGUGUCCAUUGUAGCAGCUCAAGGUGUGCACCUCUCACGUUAUCAAGUAUUCCAUUUAUUGGCUGCUUAUGGCAUUUAUCUCACUUAGCUCAAGAGAUAUGGGGAGAAAGGCAAGGACUCAGGAAAGCAAGAGGAUCUUUAUCCUCAAGCAGGUGCACACCAAUGGAGACCCCCAAGCCACAGAAAGGGCAGCACAGCAGAGUUCCCAACUGCAACCCCAACCAACAGCACAGGUCUCUGAAGGACAGACCUGCAACAGGGGCAGUGGUUUUCACCAGCAGCAGCCUGGGAACUCUCCUUGAGAAGGAAGCUGCCUUUCAUUCCCCACCUACAGGAAGAUGAGGGAGUUGUUUUUUAACCAGCUUUCCACUCACACCUGUAACUCUGAAUUUAGUGGGUAAAAUACCUUAUUUUAAAUAGGACAUUUAGCAAAGAGAACCAGCUGUGCUUUGAAGAAAACAUACAGAAGUGACCAUGAAACACAGCAAUGAAGCCUGGAAGCGUUCAGGGGACCGUCUGCACCCUGGCCAGUUUUUCAGUAACUGUUUAUUACCCAAGAAGGGCCAGCAGCAAGGAGCAGCAGGGUGCAGAGCUGCUUGGAACCCAGCAGGAAAGCUCUCGCUAAGUACUGAAGUGCCCCAGCCAAGGUUCAAAUAUUUUUAUUUUGUAUUCAUAUAGUAUGAAGGUUCUUAUAGUUCCCACAACAUAUGAUAUAGCAUGCAGAGGAAAAACUAAACAUUCAACAUAAAUCAUUUUUCCCCACACAAACUAAAAAAAAAAAAACAAAACCAAAAGCAAACCAACCACCUCAUCCCUCCCCUUCCGACCCCCGGAGGAAAUAACAUUAGCA
Molecule: messenger RNA, 2896 nt
Organism: Colius striatus (speckled mousebird)
Lineage: Eukaryota; Metazoa; Chordata; Aves; Coliiformes; Coliidae
Gene: PNO1
Product: partner of NOB1 homolog
Exons: 7
Coding region: 270-1067 (265 amino acids)
Cellular component (GO): nucleolus
Molecular function (GO): RNA binding
Source: RefSeq, a predicted model, not a curated record